Manis javanica (Malayan pangolin) is the source of this 6826-nucleotide messenger RNA. RefSeq names its product oxysterol binding protein like 3 (gene OSBPL3). Gene Ontology annotation, molecular function: cholesterol binding. NCBI's taxonomy places the organism in Eukaryota, Metazoa, Chordata, Mammalia, Pholidota, Manidae. Gene Ontology annotation, cellular component: perinuclear endoplasmic reticulum; plasma membrane; nuclear membrane. The record is from RefSeq and is a predicted model, not a curated record.
CCCUAGGGCGGGCGCAGGCUCCUCCUUGUCUCUCCUGCCGCUCGCUCCCACCCUCCUGCUAAUCCGGCGGCGCGCGGAGAAGUUCUGGGCAAAGUACUGAGAACGGGCCGCGCAGUCGCUGCGCCGACGAGCCGUCCCCGGCUGGGGGACUUGAGCGCUAGGCGGCUAGUGGGCUCCACGGACGCCGGCCCCGCCGUCCGUCUGCCAGUGGCCGACCCUGUCUCCGUCUCUUGCGGCUGGUACAGGAACAGUCAGCUGUGCUUUGCGGGGGGACCGGAGGAACCUGGAUUGUCUCCUCCCGGAUCUGUGGGCCAACCCCGGAGCGGAGCAGCGGGGAACGAGGCGGCGUCCUCGGCGCCAGGGCGCACAGGCAUUUCCUCUGGGUCAUCCAAAAUGCUUUUAAAAUGUGUGGACGUGUGGAGUAAGAGCUGAGCCACCUGCUUGUGUGGGACUUUCAUACUCUCUGCUCCACUGUCUUCUCAUGACAUUUUGACUGUAUCAAGACCACGUGACUCUGCUCAUGAUGAGUGAUGAGAAGAACCUUGGUGUGUCCCAAAAAUUGGUCUCACCUUCAAGGAGCACAAGUAGCUGUUCCUCCAAGCAGGGAAGUCGACAGGACAGCUGGGAAGUAGUGGAAGGACUAAGAGGAGAGAUGAAUUACACCCAGGAGCCACCAGUUCAGAAAGGAUUUUUGCUUAAGAAGAGGAAAUGGCCCUUGAAAGGCUGGCACAAGAGAUUCUUCUAUCUGGACAAAGGAAUCUUGAAAUAUGCCAAGAGCCAAAGUGAUAUAGAGAGAGAGAAGCUGCAUGGCUGCAUUGAUGUUGGGCUCUCUGUGAUGUCUGUGAAGAAGUCAUCAAAAUGCAUCGACUUGGAUACUGAAGAGCACAUCUACCAUCUGAAAGUAAAGUCAGAAGAAGUCUUUGAUGAGUGGGUAUCCAAACUUCGCCACCACAGAAUGUAUCGUCAGAAUGAAAUCGCCAUGUUUCCACAUGAAGUUAAUCACUUUUUCUCAGGAGCUACUGUCACAGACUCUAUGUCUGGGGUCUUGGACUCAGUAUCAAGUAGGAAGCAUAGCAGUUUAUCAAAGCAAAAUUCAUUUCAAACUGGAAGCAAUUUACCAUUUUCUUGUGGUGGUGAGACCCGAGUUCCAUUCUGGUUACAGUCUUCAGAGGACAUGGAAAAAUGCUCAAAAGACCUGGAACACUGUCAUGCCUACCUGGUGGAAAUGAGCCAGCUUCUACAAAGUAUGGAUGUCCUGCAUAGGACAUACUCGGCGCCAGCUAUCAAUGCCAUCCAGGGUGGAGCUUUUGAAAGUCCUAAAAAGGAAAAAAGAUCACACAGGAGGUGGCGGUCCCGGGCUAUUGGCAAAGAUGCUAAAGGAACGCUGCAGGUUCCUAAACCUUUUUCUGGCCCAGUAAGACUGCAUGCCUCCAAUCCUAAUUUGUCAACACUAGAUUUUGGAGAAGAGAAAAGUUAUUCAGAUGGCUCUGAAACCUCAUCAGAGUUUUCUAAAAUGCAAGAAGAUCUUUGUCAUAUUGCCCAUAAAGUUUACUUCACUUUAAGGUCAGCUUUUAAUACCAUAUCAACGGAGAGAGAGAAACUGAAGCAGCUGAUGGAGCAGGAUGUCGCCUCCUCCCCCUCUGCCCAGGUCAUUGGUCUGAAGCUCGCCCCGUCAUCCAUAAUGUACCUGAAGCUUAAAUGCUGUAAAUUGUCCUUGAGGAGAAGCGAUAACAUCCUUCAAACUUACACCUCCAAGACAGCCUUCUGGAGUCUUGAAUUGAUGAUGCAGGAAAACUCCAGAGAUGACAACCGAGCUCUGGUGCAUCAGCUUUCCAAUGAAAGUAGACUCUCCAUCACUGACUCCCUUUCAGAGUUCUUUGAUGCACAAGAAGUUCUGUUAUCGCCAAGCUCUUCAGAAAAUGAGAUUUCUGAGGAUGAUUCAUAUGUCAGUGACAUAAGUGAUAACCUUUCCUUAGACAAUCUCAGUAAUGAUUUAGAUAAUGAGAGACAGACCUUGGAGCCUGUUCUUGAAAGUGGUGGAGAAGCAAAGUCCAAAAGAAGAACUUGCUUGCCGGCGCCGUGCCCCAACACCAGCAACAUCAGCCUAUGGAACAUUCUAAGAAAUAACAUAGGGAAGGACUUGUCUAAAGUGGCCAUGCCAGUGGAGCUAAAUGAACCACUGAACACGCUGCAGAGACUCUGUGAAGAGCUGGAGUACAGUGAGCUUCUGGACAAGGCCUCACGAGUUCCCAGUGCCCUGGAAAGGAUGGUGUAUGUGGCAGCCUUUGCUGUGUCAGCAUACGCAUCCAGCUACUUCCGGGCUGGGAGCAAGCCCUUUAAUCCUGUUCUUGGAGAAACGUACGAGUGUAUUCGCGAGGACAAGGGCUUCCGUUUUUUUUCAGAACAGGUCAGCCACCAUCCACCUAUCUCUGCAUGUCAUGCUGAGUCUGGAAAUUUUGUUUUCUGGCAAGAUGUGAGAUGGAAAAACAAAUUCUGGGGCAAAUCCAUGGAAAUUGUUCCCAUUGGCACAACCCAUGUGACUCUGCCGGUUUUUGGAGAUCAUUUUGAGUGGAACAAAGUGACCUCUUGCAUCCAUAACAUCUUAAGUGGGCAGAAAUGGAUUGAGCACUAUGGAGAGAUUGUCAUCAGGAACCUGAGUGAUGAUUCCUGCCACUGCAAAGUGAAUUUUAUAAAGGCAAAAUACUGGAGCACUAAUGCCCAUGAGAUUGAAGGUACAGUAUUCGACAAGAGUGGAAAAGCAGUACAUCGGAUAUUUGGAAAAUGGCAUGAAAGCAUCUAUUGUGGUGGCUCCUCUUCAUCUGCUUGUGUCUGGAGAGCCAAUCCCAUGCCGAAAGGUUAUGAGCAGUAUUAUGGCUUCACACAGUUUGCGCUAGAAUUAAACGAAAUGGAUCCAUUAUUGAAGUCUUUAUUACCACCUACUGACACUCGAUUUAGGCCAGACCAAAGGUUUCUAGAAGAAGGGAAUAUAGAAGAAGCUGAAAUACAAAAGCAGAGGAUUGAACAGCUACAGAGAGAAAGGCGGAGGGUCUUAGAAGAAAAUAACGUGGAACACCAGCCUCGGUUUUUCAGGAAAUCUGAUGAUGACUCUUGGGUGAGCAAUGGCACCUACUUGGAUCUUAGAAAAGAUCUUGGCUUUUCCAAACUGGACCAUCCUGUCUUGUGGUAAAAGGAAAAAAAGAAUGAGACAUCCUUGUACUCUCCUAUGUUUGCUUUCUAAAGCCACAAACCUGUAUCUGUAUAUUUAAAAGGUACUAUCUAGGUUGAUCACUUGUGCUUAGCUUAGAAUUGUAAGUAUUUAAGGAUAUAUUUUCUUCAAUAGAUUCUUUACAAUUUUAAAUGUUAUCACAAUCAUUUAUAUGAAUGUAGAACACCUUGAUAUUUCUUUUUAUAUAUAAACUAUUUAAUAAAAAUGAAAGAUUGAAUGUUAAUGUGUGGGUUAAAAAAGAAGCUUUAACACUAACUUUCCAAAGGUUACAAAAUUUCAAAUUAAAUUUAUGCCUUAUAGAAUUAUGUUGGAGAAAAAAAUCCAUCUCUCCCUGGUGCAUUAGGAAAUAAGAACACCCAGGGUUACGCACCCAUGCAUAAGCUACCCAAGUUUAAUUUGAUAGCUCGGAUAUCUUCUUGCCUCCAACAGCUCUUGAAUCGCCCAGACAGAGCAGUUUUGCCGAGGCUGCUCUGAAGAACAUUUGUGUUUGCAUCUCGGUAGUUGGGAGGAUGGAAUAAUUUUAGUGGAGUGUAUAUUUUUAUAUGAGAUGGAUAUGAGACCUUCUUGAAGUGGAAGUAUUUGAGCUCAUCACUCUCUAUAGUUUUAUUGCCUAUGUGCCAAUUUGUACAGUUACUCAGAGCAAUCGUUGUUAAUCUGAGAAAUCCCCAUUAAUUAAAUGUUUUAAUGGCAUCCCAGAGAUGCAAUAGGAAAUCUCUCCUUAGUGAGAACUGAACCCUUUACAAAUUAAAAAACUAUUUUCUGCUACCCACCCACUCUUAGUUUCCCUGCUGUCCCCACAUCUCCGUCAAGUAUGGAGUGUUCCAGUUUAGUGUAAAACAUACAGCACAUUCCACACAGGAGUUUGAUUUUCUAAAAGCUUAGCAAAAUAACUGUUUAAAAUAACUCAACAUGUUUUUCUUAAAUACCAUUUUGGUAUUUUCUACCUCUUAAUAACACCACAUUUGAGAUCUUGUAUAAAAAGUUUGACCAUCUGCCUUACAGACAAAUGUAGAGAAUUGAUGUUCUUCCUUUGUGUUGUGUUCUGAUAAAGCUGUAAGUGUCUUAUCCCUUUCCUCUACUUCCUUCUUAGUCACACCACCCUUUUGUGAGUUUUGCAGUAGUCUUGAAUAAUACAGAUCAUAACUAUUUAAAGGGGAAACUUUUUAAAUGUGUUAUUUCAAAGUACAAUAGAAUUUGUGCAGUGGUUGAAUGUGUUAUCAAAGCAAUCCCUACUUCUGCCCAGAUUACAUUAAAACCAAAGCCUCAUUUUUAAGACCUUUACUUUAAUGUCUGUAACAGUCCUUUGGGACAACUAGUGUAAUGGUGUGGGAUUUCUCCAGAAAACAUUUUUAGAUUUUUAAAUAAUUUCAGAGCAUGUAGAAUGCUAUGAAUGAAAAGUAGAAUAAAUAACAAAAAAAUGCAUGACUUUUCAGUAUCACACCAAAUAACCAGUUGGACAGUAUUUUAUUUUCAAAAUGUAAAGGUAUUUGAAGUGGAUCAGUGAUCUUUUGGAAUCUGCAGGUAACUAGCAUUUAAAAACAAUGACUUAUUAAAUAUUACAUUCAUUCAUUCCAUUUUAUCAAGGUGUCAAGAUGAGCACAGUGUGAGUAUCACUUCUAUUUCUAAGCAGUUCAGUGACACAAUCAAAUUCUUUGGUAUGUGCUUUGUCUUUUUCUUUCCAAGCAUGUAUCUAAAUUCUGCUCACAGACAGGAAGUGGCAGGCUAUAGAUUUAAGGGUACUCAAAGGGAAAACAAAUCUAGUUUUCACAUUGUGAAGAUUAAUGUAGAAUUUUAAAAAUACUGAUCAUUAGAUAGGCCUGCUCCAGAGGCUGGCUCAAAGAGAAAAACAACAACAAAACAAAACAUGCAGCCUGGAUGGAUGUAGCCUCGCCAUCAGUAUUUGGAAUUCUGUAAUUGUUCCAGUACUGUUAUUUCAAUUGAUCUUAUGCUUUAUUAUGGAAUUACAAGGAUAAAUGGAACAAAUAACACCUUUGAGAUGGGCGUGAGGAUGAAUUAGAAUAUAAUACAGAACUAUAUGCAAAUUUAAAAGUCUACUAGUCAGAAGCAGCAUCUAUAAAGGGCUUUUUCUGAAAUUUAAACAAUUUGCUGAUGCAGCCUUAUACUAUAAUCUUAAAACUACCUUGAGGGGGAAGUGGCUUCUUUUUCCCCUCAGUCCCUAUUUUCAAAAGCACCUUCCCACCUAACUUGCAGCUGAAGGGCAUUUUAUAUUUUUAAGAUGAAGAAAACAGAAACAAGUUAUUGUUGUUUGGGAAGAAUUGAAAUAUAAUUUAAUUUUUGGGACUUUGAAUCUCCCAAUUAAAUAAUGCCAAUUUGAGAUACAUAUUUUAAGAUAACUCCGCUCAAGAUACCUGUUUUCACUUCUAUUUUAUUCCUGAUUAUUCCAUCCCAAGUUUAUGCUGAAUCGCCAGAUAGUCUUGGAAAUGGGAACUUUUGCAGUCAACCUCAUUGCACUUCACAUGUUCCUGUGGCUAUUGAUUGCCCCAAGCUGCAGGUGAUCCACUGAAGAAGGAGCCAACAGAGUCCAGUGUAGCCAGGCAGCCGAUCUCUUCCCUUCCCAAGCCCCAAGCACAGGCUGGUAUUUCCCUAAUAAUCCAAGUCUCAGUGCUGCUUCUCUAAGCAGUUCACCUCUCAGAGCCAGGCUGUUUCUGGUCCUAAUUAAACCAAGUUCAUUUUAGGACAACUGUCCAGUAAUUCAUCAAGUCCCCAGAAUGCCCAGAUGCCCCCACAGUCCUCAUUUACUUCCUAUGGGAUUUUGGGGGAGAAAAAAAUGUACAGACCAACUUUUUAAAUGUUCACUUCAUUCAAACUGCUGCUUUUAUAAUACUCUACUUCUAAUUACUUUCAACAAAGCAUCUGCUUAAGCUUCAAGUACUGUCCUUCAUCUGUAUUUUCUAGAUUUAUGAUGAAUAGUCUUAUUCUACCAUUAACAAUGUCAAUCCUAAAAGAAAAAUAGAAAAGUAUGAAGUUUUUAUUUGGCUGUUGAACCUUGUUGUAGGCCUACUACAUAUGCUACAGUUAUAUUAUGCCUUCCAACUAUCAUAGAAUUUCCUCAGACCUUUUAGUUAUGAGUAGGAGCAAUAAGAAGUUGUUCUUGUAAUCUUAGGAGUAAUAGUUCCAAUGUAUUGGCAUAGUUUACUUGAAUGUCUUUAAUUUUGAUAUUCACAUCAGCAUAAAUCUAUUUUUGCUACCAGACAAUAGUUAUUUUCAUGUGCUUGAUUUUCCUCUGUAUUAUAUUAAUUGGUUACUCAGUCUCAGUCCUUAUUUUUCUGUGUUGGAAAUAUGUACCACAUGAGUAUCUGCAAGUCAUGACAGUCUCAAAUGCAAGCCAUUUUCAGAGACUUUGGCUUUAGGGAAUGCAGUGAACAGAAAUUGCUAAUAUAUUUUAUUUGUAAUGAUUUUAUCUUCCUGUUACCCUGAGGGGAUACUUUUUUUUUAAAUGGAUAUCUGUACAUCUUCCAUGAAAUUGUUUAUAUUUUGUUUAAAUCCCCACCCUUCCACCCAUACCCGUAUGCCUCCAAGAGCUCCCGCUAAUUUGUUUCUUCCCCUCAUGUAGCUAGCUGACUGAAUAAAUAACAUGGA